Molecule: messenger RNA, 4578 nt
Organism: Asterias rubens (European starfish)
Lineage: Eukaryota; Metazoa; Echinodermata; Asteroidea; Forcipulatida; Asteriidae
Exons: 6
Coding region: 3330-4322 (330 amino acids)
Source: RefSeq, a predicted model, not a curated record
CACCAUGGGGUGCAUGGGUAAAAACCCAUGGGUAUAGCGGGAAAACACCAUGGGGUGCAUGGGUAAAACCCCAUGUGAAUCCAUGGGAAAUAUCCCAUGGGAAGUUCUCCCAUGUAUACAUGGGGUCCAAUUUCUCCUUGGGUUUCCCAUGGGGAAUCGCCCAUGGGAAAUCAUCAUGGGUUUCCCAUGGGAAAACACCAUGGGAAAAUUUUGUAAGGGAUAUGACGAGAUUGCAAGUCCUGACUGCAGAUGCCAAUGAUGAUGUGGUGUCUUCUGCGUCUAGUAGCUGCAGUGAAACUCCUGAAGCCAUUGAAUGCAGCCCUACUUUGAGCACUGCAACUACAGCAAAGGCUUUUCGGGUGUGGCCAAUCAAGUUCAACUUUCCGGUGUACGCUCUGCGUGCUGGAGUGCAGCAGAAGCUGCGAGGUGGUGAAAAGCUAGAUAGGGGAAACAGAACACAGAUCACCGAUGCUAUUUAUCAGGAUGUGACAAAGUAUACAUAAGUGGCAAUACACCGAGGUAGUCACAGCUUUCCUAGAGACGUUUCCAAAAGUGAAGUCCAAUGACAAUUUGUCCAUGAGUCUGUGGCGUCAAAGGAUUCAGUAGCGGUUUCAGAACGAAAGGAGAAGAAGGGAUUAUGUUCCAGGAAAACGCACACUUUCAGAUAAAAAUGCAACAGCGGGACCACCUCAAAAGCAGAGUGACAAAUUGAUGUGGGGCCUAAAAAACUACAUGAGUCAGCGACCGGAGGGCGAAGACGCUACCUCAAUUGAAAGGCACAGAGCUGCAAUGAAGACUGAACUCACAAAGAGGAACCCAGACCAAAGUCGGAUCGAUCGUCUAAUGACCCUUACAUUUGCUGAUCGCAGGGACAUCAUUGUGAAAAAAAAUCCACUGAUGGUGGAGAUCAAAGCAGAUUUUCCAGCCCUUCUUAAAGGGGGAAGUGAGGUUCUGAAAGAGUUUAAGCCAUAUCAACUGAAGAACUGGGGAAGAAACUGACAACUGGUUUGCAGAAGUACCACAAGCAGCUUUUUGCUCUAGCCAAAAAAGCAGGAUCACACCAUCAUCAAGAAGCUGGUUGAAUCUGCAUCACUUGAAACAACUGAAGAAAACCGUCAGGUUGAAGAUUCACAAACGCAUCCUGUCAUCCAACAACACGAUGACACCACAUUCAAGGUCAUCAUCGAAGAGGAGACCGUCAUGAAGACCACACCCUUGUUUUCUGCAUUUGAGGUGUACUUUGCAUCGUUUUAUGUUUUUAAUUUGUCCUAUCCCAAAAAGUUGAGGGAAGACACUGCAAUUUUUCCAAAGGCCGGUCUUGAACAUUCAGGACAAAGAAAAAGUCAGCACUAGUGUGUGUGCCCCGCUUGAAACCGUAUCUCAGUAAUAACUGUUGUGACUACUUUCUGCAUGUUCAAUUACUGACAGGACCAAUAAAACAAGUUUUGAAAGUUAUGUCAACAAAAGUGAACUUAUCUUGCCAAUUGUAAGCCCCGAUGUCUAAACAAAAUGUAAUUCUUUUAAGCAUAUCUAGUUAUUGUACCCUUGAAAAAAAAAAUUGUGAAGAGUUUAUUUCCAAAACGCCACAUAUUCAGCAGAAAAUUGCACUACAAAUUCUCAUCUUGAAUAUUUUAUGAACAAAAAGAAAGAUAACUUUGAUUACUUUACCAUAACUGUUUGUAUAACACUGUUUUUAAAUCACAUCUUUGUGUUUAUUUAAAAAAAAAAAUUAUGACUGAGGGAAAAAAAUAAGGUGUCUACCAAAAACAAAAAGAACAAUUGGCAUAUAUAGCAUUUUGGAAACAAACUUUUCGUUUUUCCCUGUGAAAACAUUCCAUGUUAAAUUUAUGAUUCUGGUUAUUGUCAGCUGUGUGGCCAAAAAUCUACUCUCUCUCAAAAAAUAGAGAUGUGUUUUUACUUCUGGAAGGGUUCUGGCUCUUUGAAGAGGUGUGGUUUCUAUGCGAAGUAAGGAAAAACCAACCAAUGAUUGAAAGUUAGUCGUUACAUUUUCGCCAGUGUUGUUGACUUUAAUGCGAGGCCAUGGACAGAAGGGUAACUGUUUUAGAAAACUUUUCGCCCAAAAUAGUAAGUUUUAGAAUAUAGAGCCACCUCAAGUUCAAAUGCCAAGGAAUUUCGUUGUGAAAUAUAUGCCCAAAUUCAGUGAACCAAUAUGUAAAUCCUGACUAAGAUCCUUCUUGUGACUUGAAAGGAAUGGUCUGUUUAGCUGGCGAAAUUAUAUUGUUGCAAUAAGUUGUCUCCACCCUUUUAGAGUGCUGUUUAACUUGAAGAGCCAUUCUAAUGUUGUUGUUAUAAAAUAACAAUUUAAAGGGUUUUGGUACUUUUUGCACGACAUAAAACACAAUGUCCACAGAUGAACAUUAAACUAACAGGGUUUGAAAACAAUGAUGGUAGAAAGCUUUCCUAAAAAUAUUACUUGCUGAGGUACUGUCGUUUUUGACCUUAUACCUUAUUUUUUGCAGCUGAAGUUGCAUGGAAUAAAUCAGAUGUUGAUAUGUUAUAAAUUCGUAAUCAUGUCACUUAAAAUGAAAGGAUAAUUUGACCAAUUUCUGUCGUGGUUUUGACGCACCGUUUGAGUUUGUGUUUUUGAUCCUUGACGUGACGUGGAACCUGACGAAUACGUAGAGUUACUGCUUGUUGAAGUUCAGAAGCUCGACCACUUAAUGUGGAGCACCUUGUGUUUGACACUUUUCGAGGUCAGUGUUGCCACAUUUCGUCGUUGACAAAUUCCAAUUUUAUUCGGUGAAUUACUGGUACCUUUACUUCAAAACUCUUGCCUUUUAAUCUCUGCUAACGAUUUCCGUGCUAUGAAACAUUCCCGAUCCCCGAAAAAAAAAAAAAAAAAAAAAAACCGGUGAUGUCCGGAAAUUGGGCACAAAAUGGGAGUACCGAAAACUUGGGCAUGUCGGGUAGCCUUUCUCUAAGACUAAGAGACCCUACCCCAAUGAAGCCCAACAGGAAGAGCAUAAGUAUUAACCAUGGAGGAAUGGAGGAGUGAAAUAAAGUUAUUGUAUUCCUCUUUGUAUUAACAACAAUUUCUACUACCGUAGAAUUCGACUCCGUGAAUUCUUCCUCGACUCACCAUCCAUGGAUCCUGAGCCAUUUUAUUGUAAGAGUAAAUGGGUACCACCUAAGAACCGUGUUCCUUCCCUUGAAACUUACCUGCAGGUUGUUAGUUCACAAAUUAAUUCGAAUGAUCAUUCUACCCACAGGACUCAUGACAACCUCCCUAGAGAAGAGCGUGAGGCUCUUAAGACUCUACGAGCACGGAAAGACAUCAUCAUCAAGCCAGCCGACAAGCUGUUGUUGUCAUGGGCCGUCAGCAAUACAUCGAUGAAGCCAUGAGACAACUGAACAACCAAACUAAUUAUAAACCACUUGACACUGAUCCAACAGGCACCUUCUCAAAGGAGAUUCAACAAACACUGGACGAAAUGCAUGACCGUGACAACCUAACCAAGAAAGCUCACAAGUUUCUCUCCCCGGUCGACUGUAGAACAGCCAGGUUUUACCUCCUUCCCAAGGUACACAAACCAGACAACCCAGGAAGACCCAUCAUUUUUGGCAAUGGUUCCCCCACUGAAAACAUCUUUCUUUUUGUUGACAGUUUUCUCAACCCGUUAAUGCCGCAGAUUCCAUCAUUCAUUCAUGACACUCCAGAUUUCCUCCGCAAAAUCUCAGGUAUUCAGAACCAGGUCCCAAACACAGCCAUCAUCGGUACUUUUGAUGUAACCUCUCUAUACACCAACAUUCCCCAAGAUGAAGGGAUUGCUGCCUGCUCUUCAGCUCUGUCUAACAGUGGUCACACAUCACCGCCCAUUUCUGACAUAGUAUCCCUCAUGCAACAUGUUUUAACAAAAAACAACUUUUCUUUCAUGGGUAAGAAUUUCCUACCGGUACAGGGCACUGCAAUGGGCACACGUAUGUCACCAUCAAUGGCGUGCCUUUUCAUGAGCCAUCUUGAACAGCUCAUGUUGGCAACAGCCCCUUGCCGUCCCUGGGUCUGGUGGCGCUAUAUCGAUGACAUCUUUUUCAUCUGGACAAGCAAUGAAGCACGUCCCACAGCUUUCAUUAAUCACAUGAAUUCCUUCCACAGGACCAUCAAAUUCACGAGCGAAUACUCAACCAAGGAUACACAUUUUCUGGAUGUCAAGGUUCUCAAAACGGAUGAAGGCUUAACCACAGAUCUCUUCGUUAAACCCACAUAUAAACACCAAUACCUACAUUCCACGUAUGUCAACCCGACACUGCAAAACCAGCAUAGCCUACAGUCAGGCCCUCAGACUCCGUCGAAUCUGUUCUAAUGAUUCUGAUUUUAUCCACCACUCACAGGAACUUAAGAAACACCUUGUUUCCAGGGGUCAUAGCUCUCUGGCAGUCCAUCGAGCGAUCCAGAAUAUCAAGGCUCGUUCUAUAGGGAGUCAGUACUUUCCAAAGGACCCAAGAAACAACAGAGUCCUACGGGGAAAGUUCCUUUUGUUGUCACUUUCCACCCCUAACUUCCUCCCAUUCGUAAAAUAACCAGUUCGAACCAUCAUAUUCUUCACACCUCAGAUCGAC